Molecule: messenger RNA, 267 nt
Organism: Annulohypoxylon maeteangense
Lineage: Eukaryota; Fungi; Ascomycota; Sordariomycetes; Xylariales; Hypoxylaceae
Exons: 2
Coding region: 1-267 (88 amino acids)
Source: RefSeq, a predicted model, not a curated record
AUGUUAAUUGGCGAGCUUUGCUUGUCAUGCAUCGCCAAAGCGGCUGCUAAAGAUCGAGCUCAAACUGCUGAGGAAAAGCAGAAGAAGCAGGACGAGCAAGAGCAGAGAGAGAAGGAAGAAGCGGGCCGCAAGGUCCGCACCAAGCCUCGCUGGAAGAAGGACAAGAACAAGGACAAGGACAAGGACGAAUUCAAGGAAGAAGACGAAUUCAAGGAAGAAGAAGACGACGACGACGACGAAAAGGCGGACAAACUCACCGAAUUGUAA